AUGGUACUAGAUGAGAUGAAAAGGCAGGCAUCUUCUUUUCUACGUGAGAAAUACAACAAUGCAAGGCUGGCCUUGGCCGAUGUUACUCAAGCCGAAUUGUUGAUCGAGGAAGCAACAAAUGAGGAACCAUGUAGCCCUGAUGCUAAAACAAUGACCAAAAUAGCUGAAGCAUCAUUUGACAUAGAUGAUUACUGGAGAAUUGUGGAAGUCCUCCACAGAAGGUUUUACAGCAUUGAUUGGAAGAGAUGGAGGCAAUCCCACAAAUCCAUGGUACUGCUUGAUUUCUUACUUACUCAUGGUCCUGCAGACUUUGCCGAAGAAUUUCAAUUAGAUAUCAAU
Messenger RNA from Ilex paraguariensis (yerba mate), 339 nucleotides. The record is from the annotation of a GenBank genome assembly. Lineage: Eukaryota; Viridiplantae; Streptophyta; Magnoliopsida; Aquifoliales; Aquifoliaceae.